This is a messenger RNA of Ylistrum balloti, 9113 nucleotides long. Its product is annotated as rabankyrin-5-like. The coding region runs from base 1 to 3468 and encodes 1155 amino acids. Lineage: Eukaryota; Metazoa; Mollusca; Bivalvia; Pectinida; Pectinidae. Gene Ontology annotation, biological process: protein localization to ciliary inversin compartment. Gene Ontology annotation, cellular component: ciliary inversin compartment. The transcript is spliced from 25 exons. Gene Ontology annotation, molecular function: protein binding; metal ion binding. The record is from RefSeq and is a predicted model, not a curated record.
AUGGCGGAAGGUGAGGUGGCUAAACUGCAGAACCACCUGAGUUUGCUGCGUGAGGAAUAUGUGAAGCUGCAGAAUCGCUUGGCUGAGGUGGAGAAGAAGUACCAGAUAGCUUCAGCAAGUGCCGGACAAGUUGGAAAUGAUAACUUUGUAGCCAGACUUCUUAAAACUGUGGCAGACUUAUUCGAUAAGGAGUUAUAUAGUGAUUUGAAAAUACAGUUAGAUGGAUCCAAGCAAGUGUAUGGUCAUCGCUUCGUCCUUGCAGCCAGGAGUGAUUACUGGGGAGUUCCAGACUUGAGUCAAGUGUCUAGUUUGGAUUUUUCAAAUAUAAAGUAUGAAGUUGCCCAUGCCUUGUUGCGCUGGGCAUACACAGAUGAUAUUGACAUCAGGUCUGACAGUGAAUUCCUGCUAGAACUCCUCAGAGCAGCCACAAAGUUCAAACUUAGGACUCUACAGGAAAGAUGUGAAAAUGGCCUUAUGUCCUUUGUAAACAUGAAGAACUGUAUCACCUUUUAUCAGACAGCGGAGGAAAUCGGGGCUGAUCUUUUGAAGGGACACUGUUCUACUUUGAUAUCUAACCACUGGAAUGAUUUCACCAGUGAAGAUUUCGUCCACAUGCCAGCUCCGCUUUUGUACCAGAUGUUUAAAGCCAAAACGGAAUACCCCCUCCAUGCCACAAUACGUGCCAAAAGAGAGGACGCCUUGUUUUUAUACCUCAUAGAGUAUGAUUCUCAGUUAUCUGUCAAAUUAAAUGAUGUCGAUGACAAGGGUGAUCUGCCCUUGGAUCUGGCCCUGCAGUCCAGACAGACAAGUAUAGCAGAGACAUUAAUGGAACACCAAGUAAAUGUGAACAGACGGGACAACACAGGGAGAUGUCUCCUACACAAGGCCAUCAAACGAGGUGACGAGUUUUCUGCAGAUUUCCUUAUACGUAACAGAGCAGAUGUGACUCUGACAACCCACCUAGAUAGAGAGUCUCCUCUCCACAUGGUUUCUACCUUUAACCCUGAUGUGACCAGCCCAGAUGUAAUCACAGGGAUGUCACACAUCGCAAAGAAACUAAUGGAGCAUGGUGCAGACCCCAACCAUCAGGAUACCUCUGGAAGUACUGCCCUCCAUGCUGCUGUGUUCAGUAAGAAUGUAGCAGUGUUUCAAUCACUUUUAAACAGCGGCAAAAUCCAUUUUGAACUGAAAAACUCAGAUGGCCAUACUGCAUUAUGGCUUGCACUACAGCAGGGAGAAGAUAUGGAGGGUGAUGUACAGACAGUGUAUGGUCCUCAAAGUUUUGCUGCCCAGCUUCUUGACAAGGGUAGUUCACCAGAUGCCAUCGAACCAGAGACAGGAGAUACCCUACUUCACCUUGCCACCAGGUCUGGUAAUGAGAGGGCGGGGAUAUUCCUGGCCACUCAUGGGGCCAAAGUGAAUCUCUCUAACAGCAAGGGUGAAAAUCCCCUACAUAUAGCCUGUCAGAAGGGACUGUCAAAACUGGUGGAAGUGUUAUUAAGCAAGGGAGGUAACCCUAAUGGCCAGACUAGGAAGUCUACGAUGAGUGAUCUGAUGCUGGGUCAGGACGAAACACCAGUUACAUUACAAACUCCACUACACCUCGCCCUUGUCAACAAACACAGCGAGAUUGUGGAGAUCUUCCUACAACACAAAGUAGAGGCAGCCCACAGUGAGGACAAUGUCCUUAUCCUUCCCAACUUUAAUCUAAAAGACUCAGAUGGCCAGACAGUCCUUGGACUUGCCCUUUGGAGCGGACUCCAUUCUGAGGCUGACCGACUUCUCGGGGCAGGUGCUAAUAUCAACGAGAAAAAUGCAGAUGGAUUCAGCCUUCUUCACCAGGCUAUAGAGAAACAGGAUACAACAAGUGCUAUGUUUCUUAUAGAGCACCAGGCAGACCUCAAUAUGAAGACAAAUUCACUUGAGACGCCACUGCAACAUGCCAUACAGCGCCACCUGCCAGUCGUAGUCGACAUGCUGUGUAAACGAGGGGUGAACAUGAACUUGCUUGACCAUGAAAAGUCAUGUCCACUCUGGCAGGCUCUGGACACCGGUCAAGAAGAUAUUGCCCAGAUACUGGUAAAACAUGGCUGUGAUCUAGACCUGUGGUCAGAGGGUCCGAGUAGUUGUGAGCAAACACUUCUUCACCGAGCUAUUGACGAGAACAAUGAAGCGGUCGCCUGCUUUCUUAUCAAAAGUGGCUGUAACAAGAAUGCCACACGGCGACCAGGACCGAAUGGUGAAGGGGAGGAUGAGGCUAGAGACCAGCAGACACCACUACAUAUGGCAUGUACAUGGGGGCUGGAGGUCGUAGUUCAAUGUCUCAUGGAGCACUCAGCAGACGUCAAUGCUCAAGAUACAGAAGGUAAAACCCCUAUCCACAUUGCCAUAGAGAACCAGCAUCCUGUGAUUAUCUCCCUUUUACUCUCCCACCCAAGUCUGGAUCUUACUGUCAGAGACAAGCAAGGGUUCACUCCCUUUGCUGCUGCUAUGACAACCAAGAACAACAAAGCUGCUCAGGCAAUAUUGAACAGAGAACCUACUGCUGCGGAACAGGUUGACAACCGUGGAAGGAAUUUUUUGCACACUGCCAUACAGAAGUCCGACAUAGAGAGUGUACUGUUCCUUAUUAGUGUCCAUGCCAACGUGAAUUCUCGUGUCCAGGACUCCCAGCAACUGACCCCACUUCACCUAGCCGUCACUGCAGGUUCAGAAAUCAUCGUCAGGAAUCUGUUACUGGCUGGAGCUGAUGUCAAUGCCAAGACAAAGAAAAACGAGACAUCAUUACACCUAGCAGCUUUAAAGGAUCACUCCGUGAUUACCAGUAUUCUGUUGGAGAAUGGUAUUGACUAUGAUGUGGUCGAUGAAAAUCUCAACAAUGCCUUACAUGUAGCUGUACAACAUGGAAAUCUCAACACUGUCAGAGUUCUGCUGACCGAGUCUCGGGUAAACGCUGAGGCAGUCAAUGCUAAAGGUCAGAUGGCAAUCCACGUUCUGGCACAGUAUGGAAGAGACACUGCUUCAGCAGUGUUUGAACUCUUCAAGGAAAGCAUGCCAGAUUACCCCAUUGACCGACCUGACGCUGAGGGCAAUACAGCUCUAUUGUUGGCAUAUGUUAAUGGUAACGGAAGUUUGUGCCGAAGUCUGGUCCGUUCUGGGGCUCGUUUAGGGACAAUGAACAGACAAGGACUUAGUAUAUUUAAUGUUCCAGUAGCAACGAAACAACUCCUGUUUAAAUUAUUAGAUAUGCUCUCUAAAGAACCGCCGUGGUCUGAAGGAGAAGUGUGUUUAGAAUGUACUGUCAAAUUUAGUAUUAAAACAAGGAAACAUCACUGCCGUCAUUGUGGACGUCUAGUCUGUGCCAAGUGUUCUGCCAAAGACAUGCCAAUAGUUAAAUACAACCUCUCUAAACCAGUUCGUGUCUGUGACAUAUGUUUUGAUGUCCUUUCUCUCGGUGGAUCAUUCUAACUCUCAGUAUGUAGAUGUUGACUUGGAAAAGUGACUUACAUGUGCUACUACAAGUAAUGGACACAGCGCCACACAUCAAACUGAUUAAACAGCACAGAUUUGUCUGAGGGUUGGGACAGGGGAAAGUGUAGCAUACAGCUGUACAAAGAUUGGGACAGGGAAAGGUGUAGCACAAAAACGUCCAACAGGCAGGACAGUUUAGAGUGUGGCACAGCGGUGUCCAACAGUCAGGACAGCUAAAGGUGUAGCACACAGAUUUCAAAGGAUUGGGACAGGGAAAGUGUAGCACAGAAAUGUCCAACAGACAGGACAGAAAAAGUGUGGCACAGAAAUGUCCAACAGACAGGACAGUAAAAAGUGUGGCACAGAAAUGUCCAACAGUGGGGACAGUAAAAAGUGUGGCACAGAAAUGUCCAACAGAUAGGACAGUAAAAAGUGUGGCACAGAAAUGUCCAACAGACAGGACAGUAAAAAGUGUGGCACAAAAAUGUCCAACUCACAGGACAGUAAAAAGUGUGGCACAGAAAUGUCGAACAGUCAGGACAGUAAAAAGUGUGGCACAGAAAUGUCCAACAGACAGGACAGUAAAAAGUGUGGCACAGAAAUGCCUAACAGGCAAGACAGUUAGUUGUGUAGCACCAAAGUGUUCAACAGGCAGAACAGGAAAAUUUCAAGUUUACAAUAAGACUUUUAUAAGUCCUUUUUCAGUGGACAACUAGACAUGUACAUGUGUGUCUUUAAAGAUCAAAUGUCCUUGAUAUAACUGCAUAUGCCUCUAGAUUAAGCAGGGUGUGAAAGUGAUUACUAUCCAUGCGUCAUAUUCUGUAUCGCUCAUCAAAAGACAAUAAUUGCUUUACUCGUCGUAAGCUGUUACUAUUUUGCUAAAGAUAGACACUUUGUUAUGUAUAACAGUUCUAGUCCAGACGAAGAUGAGAAAAUCGUUUUGCCAUGCUUUGCUUCUGAUGUGUUUUGUGUGUGUAGAAGACAAUUAGGUAGACAGUUUAGAUAAACUGUUUACAUACUGAUGUAUGCUUCACAUCAUUAGAACAAGAUUUGGAGUAUAUUGUAACAGUAAUUGGUAUCCAGUGAGAGUGAUGGUAUGGCCACACCAUAAACUCACUCUAUAAACAAUUUUGUGGUUUGACAACACUACAUUUGACAUUGCAUUCCAGAAAUCUGACACAAUGAUGAAAAAAUGACUGACAAGAGUUGUUUGUGAAACUUAACAGUACAUUGAAGUUCUUCCAUAAGAAAGAAAAACCAAGUUAUAUCUGAAGUAUAAAACUUUAAUGUAUGUGUGUGGAGAUCAGUCAGUGUGAUACAAAAGUAGGUGUGAUUUACCUGUAAGUGAUAUGCCAGGGUGUGUGUGUGACACAAGGACAUGUGUGCCAACAGAUAUGUGUUAGAUAAUUAUAAAUGAAUAUUAACACGCCAGCCUAAUCCAAUCACCCGAGCCUUGCAAUCAUUAGUCUCUUUACAUAAUCUGAAAAAAAAUCUCAUUUCUUAAAUAUACCUACAUGCAGUACAUUGUUUCGCUAGCUUGUUACCAUAUCUGGUUUGAAACAUCUUGGAGUAAGAGGGUUGUAUUUUGUAAGUUUAUGUGUGCCUUGGGGCAGCUUUUAAUUCUAUUUGCUAUACAUGAACUUGAGUCAAAGAUAUAGUUUCAGGAGUACUGCAAUUGGUGUACCUGGGUCCCGUAUAAAAUAAUUCUUGAGAUUUUGUUGCACACAGACCCUGUUUAUGUACUGAUAGUUGGAUUAAACUUCAGAUGGUAUUGUUUGUGUUUCCAUUACGCAAACACAACAUUCGGAGAAUUUCUCCGCUAGUAGACAUCAUUCCUUAACCUAUUGUUUAACAAAAGUGAACUUAACACAUCAGUCAGCAUAUAUAUAUUGCUGAAUUAUCUAUCUUAGGAAUGCAUUUUUGACCACCAAACCACACUAUGUUAUGAAAUAACAUUAUCUUGUUAGAUGAUUAAAUAAUAUUAUCUUGUUAAAUAACAUUAUUUUGUCCUGAAACUUGAUUUUGUAACAAUUUCAGAUUAUUUACAUAAGAAUGAUAUUAGUAGUUGAUAUUCUUGUACGAGCCUUUCAACAAAAAAUGGUCAGAUUCCAUCACUUCUAAAGUUGAACCAGUACAACCUGUCAUAUUGAAAUUUACCCAAUAUAUGGAUGAUUCAUAGUGUAAAAGUCCUACCGAUGGACGAUGUGUCUCUUUACAGUUAUGGUCCUUGAUUUAUCAGUUAUUAUUACAAUGAAAGGUGCACACGACUUCGGUCUGACGAUACAAGUACUUUCAUAUUACUAUUUUUCUUUAAUAUCAAGUUGAUUGGUUGGUUGGUUACAGGAUUUCCAUCUCCUGGACACAUCCUAUCACUAGACGACUCUCACCAAUGAAUGUCAGUGUUCUGGCAAUGUGUAACAUCAAGUUAACAUAACUUGUAAUAUACUUAGUAUUCACUACUAAACUUAUGUUCAGUAAUCCCUUACUGUAAAUAUAUUGUGGCAUUAGUGUAAUCAAAUAGAACAAACAUGUAACCAUAAUUCUCAGCACUUGUCAGAUUCUGUAACAUAUCAUACCUGUGACAGCAGCAGAGAUAGAUAAACACAUGGCUGGCUGAAAGGUAACAAUAUUAAACAAGGUUGAAAAAUAUACUUUUUGUUUUUUUUUUAUUUAUUUUUUUUUUUUUUCAUUUCUCAAGAUUUAUUAAUUAUAGUUUAUUUAGGUGUUGGUUCUGAGAGCUCACUUAUAAACAUAUUUUUUACAAACUACAUGUUUUCAUUGGUAAUGUCAUAUCUUAAAACUGCCAUAUGUGUACAUAAAAUUUGUACUUGACAUUGCCUCGUGUAUAAUGAAUGAAACUGAGAUUGUUUUUUUGUUCGUGAUAUUGUACACAACAAGUAUGUGUAAUUUGUAUAUUGCAUAAUACGUUUUUACCACAACAAAAGAGUAUGUUUACAAUUUCUGUUGACAAGUGAGUGUUGUAAACAUACAUGUUUCAGUGGUAUAAUCUUAUUAUAGAAUUUUCUGUGCUGAAAGUAUUUUUUCGUAAACCUGAUUAUGCUAAAUGCUGUUUUCUUAUGCUUGUUAUGUAGUAAUUAUUGUGGAUACAUGAAUUUGCUGUCGCACUAAUAUUUCAAAAAGUGAUACUGCACUAGAUUGAUUGUGCCAGAUUGUUACAGGAACCUGAGAUAAGGGGAGAUAAUCACAAUAGUUUCAACUAUAAAGGGAGGUAAUAAUUUGGAUAGUUUUCUAAGAGAAGGUGUGAUGGCUGUAUAAACUAUUGGGGUAAGGGGCAAUUCACACUGCUUUGUUCAAUACAAGAAUUCAAAACAAGAAAGAAUGUAUCACAAUUACACUUUAGGUUUGGCAUGGUUGAGAUAAGGGGAGACAAUCACAAUAGUUGCAGCUAUAAGGGGAGGUAAUAAUUUGAAUAGUUUUCUAUGUAUUGCAAUUACACAUUAGGUUUUGCAUGGUUGUGAUGAAGGUCCCCUUCAGAUAGUGACCUAAAAUACGUAAAGCUAAGUUUCUGUCUUCCUGUGAAAAAUCUGUUAAUUCAAUGAUAUAAAUGUCUAUGAUUGCAGUGCCAAGCUAGAAGAGUUCUUGUAAGACUGAUAAGGUUAAUAGUGUUGGGAGUUUAUCACUGUUGGCCAGUGUCUCUAUGUAUUGUUAACUGUAAAUACCAGUGUGAAAUUAAACAAUUUAGUCACAGACACAAAUUUGUAUCGGAUGUGUUUGUGUCCUGAAUUGCCAAACUGUAAACUAAGCAGAUCAAAACUAGUUGCUUACCUAAGUAGAGUUCUGUAGGUCAAAAGGAAAUGGUAAAUUGCCAUGCAUUUUAAAACUUAUCUUCUUCAUUCAUAAAUGCAAAGUGAGCACGGACUCACAAAGAUAUAACCACCCCUACCCCCUCUUCCUUUUUCUCCUGAUCUAUAUCAAGAGUGACCUUGGACCGAUGACCACUGAAAUCUAAUUAGGUGUAGAUCUUGAUGGAAUAAAGGAAUGGUGUGGAUAUUAAGUAAGACUGUCUUAAGGUUUUUAUGCCAGAAAUAAUAAGAAUGACCUUUGACCUGUAGACCCAGGGAUGCCUUUUUUGGUUCAAGAGAUAUUUUUUGUACACAAGGUUAUUAUAUGGUUAGGCAGAUGACCCUAUAUUUUUUCAUGUCCGUUCUGGGAAUCAAACCCGAGUCGUCUAGUGAAUGUGUUACCUCUGUGUCACUCAACCAUUCCUUGCCUCAGUGUUUGAAAUAAUGGGAAAAAAAGAAUGAUGAAAUCAGAAAAUACACUAUGGAAAACACUAAAUAGUCUAUUUCAAAAUGGAAAGGGAGACAACUUUGUUAUCUGUUUUAAAUGACAUGUCUUAAUGCUAUUUGAGUUGAGUUUUAUCAUGCAUACAUGUAUAUGAGAGUUAAAAUGCUCAGUUGAAUUUUUGUUUAUUUUUCUUAUUUUAUUACACAAAUGUUAUUUUAUAUAAAUUCUUAUUGAUUAUUCUUAUAAUAGCAUGUGUUUUCUCAGCCUUAUUUAAUACUUUGACUUGUGCUUAACUAAGCCCUAUAUGUGAUACUAUGUAUAUCUAUGUUAUAAGAGCCAACCAUUUAUCAGAAUGAGGAUGGUUGUCAUUCUGUGUUGAUAGCCAUGAGGUAACGAACAAUAUACCAACACAUUAAUCCUGUGAAAUGUUACUUUACAUAAGUUCCUUGUAUUUCAAAUGAUGAAUUAUCUAAAAAGUGGUAGGGUCUGUUGUAUCAGUAAUGACUCCACACAACUAUUUCUUCACAGAUUAAUGCCUUCAUCCAACUCUCUCAUCAGCUGACUGUUAUGGCCCAGCCCGAUACUCUCAUCAACAGGUUGUUUGGCUAAUAGUCUACCACUCUCACCACAGACUAUGAUGGCUGGGCCUGUCACUCUCAUCGCAGACUGUAAUGACUCGGCCCCAACACUCUUAUCACAGCCUGUCAAACUCUCGCAUCACAGAUUGCGGUGGUGUCUGGGCCCAUCACUCUUAACACAGAUUACAAUGGCUCAUUGAAACAUUCCUGUCACACACUGUGAUGACUCAGCACAAUAGUGUUGUCACAGACUGCAAUGACUUGGCUCAUCCCUCUGGUCACAGACUUUGAUGACUUGGCACAACACUUCCAUCAUAAAAUAUAAUGGCUUGGCAGAACAUUCUUGUCACAGACUAUAACGACAUGAUCAAACUCUCUCAUCACAGAUUAAAUGACUCGGCCCAACACUUUCAUCAGGGACUUAAUGACUCAGCCCAAAACUCUCCCCAAAAAUCUCAUCACAGACUGAAAACUCUGUCUGACACCGAGAUUAAAACCUUGACCCAGAACUCUAAUCACAGACUUAAUGCCUCAGUUAUACACUUACAUUGAAUACCAAAAACUCAGCCCAGCACUCUCAUUGGAGAUUAUAACCUUGACUCAAAACUCUAAUCACAGACUUAAUGCCUCAGUCAUACACUUACAUUGAAUACCAAAAACUCGGCCCAGCACGACCCACACUGAAUACCAAAAACUCGGCCCAGCACUCUCAUCAGAUUUUAAUUACUUGAUUUAAUGUGUUGUAAUUGAUGUGUACUUAUUAUCAAAGAUGUCUAUAAAAUGUAAUAUAUGCCUAGUAUUAUAAAUACAAUCCUA